Ananas comosus (pineapple) is the source of this 790-nucleotide messenger RNA. RefSeq names its product RING-H2 finger protein ATL74-like. Gene Ontology annotation, biological process: protein ubiquitination. The coding region runs from base 111 to 650 and encodes 179 amino acids. NCBI's taxonomy places the organism in Eukaryota, Viridiplantae, Streptophyta, Magnoliopsida, Poales, Bromeliaceae. The transcript has a single exon. Gene Ontology annotation, molecular function: transferase activity. The record is from RefSeq and is a predicted model, not a curated record.
AAUCCCAUUACCCUUCUUUCAAAAGAAAAAGGCAGCUUAGUGGCUUAUCAGUUUAUCACUCCCCUCUCUCUCUCUCAUAUCUUUAUCUUACACACUAACAAUAGUAUCAAAUGCAUGAGCAUGUAAUUAACCCAGAGAAAACCCUAGCUCGGCCAAACAUGCAAGAACCCUACCUCCCCCCCACCCCCUCCACCACAGCACCUCCCCCCUGCGCCGAUCACUCGGCGGCUCCCCUCGACUACGAUGUGGCCGUUAUCCUGGCUGCCAUGAUCUGCGCCCUCGUCUGCGCCCUCGGCCUCAAAUCCACUCUCCGCUGUGCCGUCCGCUGCGCCCUCGCCAGCCCCGCCGCCCGCUGCGGCCGCCGCGCCGCCCGCGGCCUCAAGCGCGAGCACGUCGCCGCCCUCCCCAUCGCCACCUACGCCGCUCCGGCCCCGCCGGCGGGGUGCGCCAUAUGCUUGUCGGACUUUGCGGAUGGUGAACGGGUCCGGGUGCUGCCGGGGUGCGGCCACCAGUUCCACGUCGCGUGCGUUGACCGCUGGCUCGCGUCGCGCAGCUCGUGCCCGACAUGCCGCCGAUGCCUCUUGCCACCACCGUUAUCAUCCGAAGGCAGCGUCGCCGAGGGCUGUUCUCUGGAUGUACUGGCGUACUGACUUCUACUUCUCGAGCGAGAAUUUGAUCUUUAGGUUUUCUUUUUCUGGGUAUGUACGUGUACUUUCUAGCAUGGUGAUCAGUGCAUGUUUAUGUGGCUCUAGCUGAUGUAAAUUAUUAAUAUCAUGCUCUCUUAGUCUAA